Molecule: messenger RNA, 2183 nt
Organism: Neohortaea acidophila
Lineage: Eukaryota; Fungi; Ascomycota; Dothideomycetes; Mycosphaerellales; Teratosphaeriaceae
Exons: 4
Coding region: 198-2060 (620 amino acids)
Source: RefSeq, a predicted model, not a curated record
UUCCCGCUAGCGAGGACGACGACAACCUGGAGUCCUUCCGCUCACGCUGCUGUCAGCGUCGCAAGUGAUGAAACCGGUAUCUCUUCAUCUCUACCCCUCCAGCCCUGACCUCCCAUCUCGCGGCUUGCACAUGCGUCGACCUUGUGCUGAGCCUCACGUGCUCGAGUGGUAGACUUGCGAUCGCAGAAUCCGAAUGCAUGUCGCUCUACGAUCCGGAUCCCGCGGCCAUCCCAGUAGGCACUCCAUUCAUCAGACAGCUGUCACAACGAGACCUGUCUCUACAGAUACCCGUCGACCAUGUACCAAAACCGGGCGUAGCUUUGACCCCUGCGUGUUUCGCACACCGCGCCUAUGAGGAUGCCUCGGCCUCAAAAUGCUUCUCCAACUUGCUCGCUACUGGCUUCGACCGGAUCGAGGCAGACCUCUUCUGGGACGGAACCAGAGAUGUGUGGAGUUUGUGCCCUGUCCAGCUCGGAAACGUCGCCGUAGACAAUCCCACCGCGCGGAAUCGGCAUGUGCGCGAGCGGAGGGGGAAUGAUCGCCUGGGAAAACGACAGGCCAGCACUUCUCUAAGCAUGCUGCAACCAUCAGGUCACCGCCAUACCACCACUCCUUUGCCGACCCUCGUUUCGAUUUCCACGACGUUGACGUUGGGUACCGCGACCGGCAGCACCGCCCCAACCGCAUCGGCUCCCCCCGGAGCGGGAACUCUCAUCCAGGUCGGGCCCUAUUCUUGCACAACGACGGUGGAUCUGCAACUCCUCACGGGUAUCAUUUCCGGCCACCUUGGUUCUACGCAGUUCAAUACCAACGCCACCCUGAAAUUCCUCGUUUUGAACCUGCAUGCAGCAGCACCGGCGUCAGACCCUACAGGCAGCGGUGCUGCACCGGCAAAUCCCGAUUUGUUGAGCAAUAUCCUGAACUCGCAGGUCUCGGAUUACUUGUACACCCCAAGCGACCUUGCCAGGGAACGAGCGGACUUGAAUGCGACUGGUAGCUGGUUUGGCGGUUUGCGUACAUAUCAGUCGAAUCCGGCAUACUACGAUAUUACACAAACUGGAGAUGUGUAUUCCACCCCAGACGGCUGGCCAGGCGAGAGCUUUGUGGAACUGGGCCUGGCCAAACGCUUGUUCACCAGCUACGGGCGUGUCGACCCACAACUAAGCGCAUACAACUUUUCAGGGGAUGCUUCGACAAUAUUCGGAGCGAACUAUCUGCAGAAAACGCCGCCGGUUACCAUCGACAGCAAUGGUCAGGUCGGGAGCGGAUGCUUCUUUGACCCCGGUGUGUACUCUGUGAGCCGCGUGAAUGAUUCGUGGGCAACAGCGGUAACAACGCUGGACCCGACAAACUCGCAAACCAUUUCUCUUCACGUCGGCAAUCUGACAGACUGUGGCAUUUCGCCCCUCCUCAACCAAACUCUGAACGGCCAGACGGCGGACGAGAACCCCGAGCUGUACAUCCAGUACGCUCGGAGCACAAUCUGGUCCUGGGGGCCUGGAGAGCCGCAUAAUGCCACUGACGGCCAGGGAUUCCAAGCCCAUGACUAUCGUUGCGCCGUGUUGAAUGCGACGUCGGGGUUUUGGGCAACGGAAAACUGCGGGAGGAGCUACCGAAGUGCCUGCCGCAGGCCGGACGCCGUUUACGAAUGGUCCAUCAGCAACGCCCCCGCUCAGUAUAUGAACGCACAGAUCACCUGUCCCGCAGGUACCGACUUUGACGCCCCAAGGACAGCACUUGAGAAUACUUAUUUGCUACACACCCUGCAACAGACACUCGCUCAAACAGGUCUAACAGGAGUGAACGACGAGCUGCUAUGGGUGAACUUCAACGACCUCGACAUACCGCAAUGCUGGGUUACUGGGGUCAAUGCCACUUGCCCUUACGUGAAUAAACACUCGGGGUCUCAGGAAAUUAUCGUGCCGACCAUUGCGGCGGUGGUCGUGUUUGUGCUGGCCUUCCUCACGAUCCUAGUCAAAUGCGCCGCGAACAGACAACAGUCCAAGCGGCGUAGACGGCGGGGAGACGACGGCUGGGACUACGAGGGCGUGCCAUCUUGAAGGGAACAUCCACGAGUGGCGCAUGAUGUUAAGCGAUUGGUGACCUCGCAUCUUUGAUAUUAUGAGAGGGCCCGGGGACUUCGGGAAGCUUCAUGCAUGAUCUAAUGCGACAAAGAGCGAUUU